UGACUACAUAACCGUCAAGGAAACAAACAACAAACUCUCCUUAUACUGCGCUUUAACAGUAUGUGUUAGCGUUGUAUAAAUUAAGUGCUAUUCAACAGUACAUUUUGAGUGUUUUUAUUCAUUUUUCCUUACUCCUUUUUUUAUGUUUCCCGAUAAGGAAUAAACGAAUGUUUGUCUUUUAAAUUUGGCGCUGUUUGCUCCGCCUUAAAUUAGCUUGCUAACCUGUUAGCUUGAAUACCAUGUAACGUCAGCUGAGGCAGUGAAGUACAGUGGUAUCAUCUCCAUGUAUAUAUUUAGUUUGUACACACUUUAAAAAUGGAGGUGACAGAUAUUGGAAACAAAGAGGAGGGAAAAGUCUGGCAUCGUAAACCCACUGUAGGGAGGGGUGUGUUAGUGACAGUGGUUCGCACUGUUCAGCAGGCCAAGGCUGUGCGUUUCCUCCACGUGGCCUUUGACACUACUGGAGAUUCUUUUCUGGCUGGAGAUCACCAUGGCAACAUUUAUGUCUUUGACAUCAGCAGAAACAGAUUUCGCCUGGUACAGAAGACAGGGCAGGCUUGUACUGCGCUGGCAUUCAGUCUUCGCAGGACCACAGAGUUCCUUGUGGCUUUGGCUGACUACACUAUCAAAUGCUUUGACAAAGACACAAAACAGCUGGUCAGUUGGAUGCGAGGUCAUGAAGGAGCGGUUUCAUCCAUCUCUGUUCACAGCUCCGGCCGAUAUGCCAUCACUACCUCCUCAGACACUGCUCAGCUCUGGGACUUGGACACCUUCCAGCGAAAGAGAAAGCUUAACAUCAGACAGUCUGUUGGCAUACAGAGGGUGUUUUUCCUGCCACUUAGCAACACCAUUCUCAGCUGUUUUAGUGAUGACUCCAUCUUUGCGUGGGAGAGCGACACACUUUUCUGCAAAUACCAGCUCCCAGUUCCUGACUGUGGACCCAAGAUCUCUUAUAAGGCGUUUGCUGUCACCCGUGAUGGUAAAAGCCUUGCUGCAGGUGGCCGCUCCAACUUGUUUCACCUGUGGUGUCUGGACAGCCAACAGCUUAUCAGAGUGAUUCAGAUGCCCAGUCAGGUUCGAACUGUCAGACAGCUGGAAUUCUUGCCUGACAGCUUUGAUGGAGGAGCUAGCCAGACAUUAGGUGUCCUAAGUCAGGGUGGUUUUAUCAACAUUCACUCGUGUAAACUACUUUUCCAAAUGGGUUCCCACGAUGAAGCCAUUACCACGGUGGCAGUCAGCCCAAAUGGCCGACAUGUCGUGGCUAUCAUGGAUAAUGGGAGCAUUAAUGUCUACAGCGUCCAGAGUCUUACACAGGAAUUAAAUAAGCCUCCUCCCUCUCAGGUGGCUGUAGUUUCCGGUGGCGAAUCCGAUGAGAACUUUUCUAACCUAAAGAUGAAGGUUAGGUCAGAGGUGGUUCAGAGACCAGCUAAGAGCUCAGGCAGAAGAACACAGGUGAAGAUACUAAGACCACCUGCAGGGUCUUCAGCUGACGAUAAAGAGAAUGAACUACCAGCUGGUCUGAAUAAGAAGAGAUUGGUGGCUCUGCUCAGGGCAUUUGGAGAAUAUCCAGCUAAAUACAGAAUGUUUGUGUGGCGGUCGUUGCUGCAUCUACCAGAGAACCAUGCAGCAUACAGCAGUCUGACUGACAAAGGUCUGCAUUCAGCCUUUCUCACCCUGCAUGAUAAGUACCCCAUCAAAAGUCACAAGCUGCAGAGAGGACUGCAGAGGGUUUUGUCUGCUUUAGCUCACUGGGCAGCCAUAUUUGGGGAAGUGGAAUAUCUCCCUCUGGUAGCCUUUCCUUUCGUCAAGCUCUUCCAGAACAAUCCAAUGCUCUGCUUUGAAGUGGUGGCCACUCUGAUUGUGAACUGGUGUCAACACUGGUUUGAAUAUUUCCCCAACCCUCCUUUGAACAUCCUGAGCAUGGCAGAAAAUGUUCUGGCUCAUCAUGACAAGGAGCUGCUGCAGCACCUUGUGGACUGUGGCAUCACUUCACAGCUUUAUGUGUGGCCCCUGUUGGAAACUUUGUUCUCAGAGGUUUUGACACGUGACGAAUGGCUUCGACUUUUUGACAACGUCUUCUCCAACCACCCAUCAUUCCUGCUCAUGGCCUGUGUUGCCUACAUCAUCUGCUGCCGUGAACCUUUGCUGCAAUGCUCCCAGAAACAAGACUUUGAGUACUUCUUUCAUCAUCGUAAUAACCUUGAUGUUGGAGCCAUGAUAAAGGAGGCUUACAGGCUCAUGGGCAGCACACCAGCUGAUAUCCAUCCCAGGAUGAUGCUGUCUGACUUUACUCCACUCACCAGUGGCCAGUAUCCUGUGUUCAACCAGUAUCCAGAAUUUAUAGUGGAAUACCAAAGCAGGGAGAGGGAGAGAAUCCGAUUACAGGAGAUGGAGUAUCUGCGUGAGAGACAGGAGGUGUCAGCAUUGCGUGCAGAUUUUGUGCAUCGCAAAGCUGAAGAGGAUGCUUAUUUUGUACAACAGGAGUUGCUGCUGACAGCAGAGGAGCAGCGCAGGAACAUCCUGGCCCAAGAAGAGGAAAAGCUAACACAGCAGAGGGCAAAGUUGGCAGCCAUGAAGAGGGAGCUGAAGGUGAAGGAGUUACAGCUGCUAGAUGCAACUAGGAGACGGUUUCUCAAACACCAGCAGCACCUGCGAACCUCACAUAUACAAAGACUAGACCAGGAGAUCAGCAGAAAGAUGGAUCUCCGUGAGCAGGAGACGGCAGCAGCGGUCCAGGAUUUAGAAGUCAGACAGAUGGAAAUGGAAGUUCAAAGGAAACGGCUUGAACAGCACUUGUUGAAAGAGCAGGAGCGCGUUGGACGGGAGGUGGAGGAGGAGGUGCAGGUAAAAAUGAAGGAGGCAGAGAGAGCAGAGGAGAGCUACUCAGAGCUGCUACACAGCGCAGAGACUAACAUGCAGGCUCUGGAGGAGUCCCUGGCAGAGGCAUACCAGUUGGGCUUGGACUGUGACUGGCAGAGAGAGGUGGUGGAGCGCCUGCAGCAGGUGGACGAUGAGCAGGAGAGGAAGAAGGAGAGACUGACGGAGCUUCAAAGGAAAACGGUGACAGAGGAGGAGAGACUGGCUGAUACCAUGAGACAAGUCGCAGGAAGGAAGUGGAGUGAAGUGAUGAGAACCAGAGCCCAGAUAGAGGAGCAGCGACAGCCCUGGUCAGCAGACAUGGAUGGGCAGAGGCAGAUGGGGGUACAAUCACCGGAUCACACUAGAGGCCUUCUUCACAGACCUGCUGUUUCUGUUGGAACCAAAGGUGUGAGUCCAGCAGUCAAAGCCAACUCUGCCACCACGCCGAAGCCAGCAGGGAUCAACAUGGUGUGUCUGAACAGCAGUUCACCUUCAGAAAGCACCUCCACCAACUUCUCUUUGGACCGAGGGCGAGCUCAGCUGGACAGCAGUGAGAGAGAGCUGCUGAAGGAAAUCAGAGAACUGAGACAGAAGCUGGCAGCCAGAGCCAAAGAGGCCAGCUCGUCCUCCUCACAGUCUGUCCACACACUGUCCUCUGUCUCCCAGUGACCACAAGCAGCCUUCUGUUGAUAUACUGCAAGAGAAACAUAUUCUUAUCUCAAGUUUUCUGGAACAUGGUAUAAACAGUGAGUGAGGAGCACAAUGACUUGCUGGUGUCUGCUCAGCACUCCUUUAGUGCUUAUAUACCAUUCUUCCUCCCACCUUCUAUCAGAACUGAUCAAUGUAACUGAAUAUCUUUUUAUGUACAUAAGGAACUAAUGUCUCAUGGAGACCCUUUUCCAUCAAAACAUCACUUUAUCACUUUAUGGUAUGUUAUCUGUGUGAUAGUCACAUGAUUACUCUUGGGUCCAAGUCAACUUGACAUGCAAAGUGGACUUUUUUUAUAAUAAUACUGCAAGCAGGUUCAUUCAAGUCAGUUCUGAUAGCAGUUACUACCAGUGGAUAAACCCAUGAACCAUGCAUACCGUAGAUACUGCAGGUACUUUUCACUAUGCUUAUGUGCAACGCUAAUAUGUUAUGUCUGACUUCAGUGUGCCACACCUGUGUUUUUCCAUUCUGAGCUCCUCGAUUUCCAGUCCUGCAAAGACAGGAGACAAAGAAGAAGCGUUAGUUAGCAUCAUGAACAACACGUCAUGUCUUAACUGAGUCAUUCUGCUAACACUCUGUGGAAACUUCUGCUGUCUCUAAUGCUGACACGUUAACCACAAAAACAAAUAACGUCUUUGUUUUGCUCUCCAACUGUUAUUCAUGGUUGUAAUUUUUUUAGUGAGAGUAUAGGUGCAGUAUUUUAAAUUUUUAUCCCGAUUUUAUUUUUGUUUUAUUUAAAACUUGUUUUGAU
Messenger RNA from Melanotaenia boesemani (Boeseman's rainbowfish), 4318 nucleotides. RefSeq names its product TBC1 domain family, member 31 (gene tbc1d31). Lineage: Eukaryota; Metazoa; Chordata; Actinopteri; Atheriniformes; Melanotaeniidae. Gene Ontology annotation, cellular component: centrosome. The record is from RefSeq and is a predicted model, not a curated record. Gene Ontology annotation, molecular function: protein binding.